AUGACUACGGAUGAUAAUCCAUCCGACGAUCGCAAUGAAGACAAUGAUCCAACCGAAACGACGUCGUUUCAGACGCAUUUGGCAAACACAAAGCGUUCUAUCAAGGUGUUUAAUGUGAUCCGGAUGCUCAUUCCUUUAUCUGUUUACGCCUCAUUCGAUAUGGAAUUCCCCGGUACCAUCUUUCAUCCUAACGUCCCCAAACACUUACUCUCUUCUCUAAAUCCGAUAACAAACUAUUUAUAUUUAAAGGCGAAUGUAGAUGCAAUGAAAUUGAUUCAAGUGGGCCUUACUCUCUCAACUGUUCCCGACCCUUAUUCUGGCAUCGUUACUUCGUACGUUUGGCAAUUCAAUUUAAGUGAUUUCGAUGCGGAUUCUGAUUUUGAUCACCGAAACCCUAACUCUAUUGCACUUUUAAGAGAGAAUGGAAUUGACUUUUCCCGGAACAAAUUUGAAGGUAUUAAUUCAAGUUUAUUCGGAAGUCUUCUAAUCUCGUCUGGCCUUUUGUGCGGUGUCUCUCAUCUGAAUUGGGUCACCUUUCACGGUGCCUACGAUUUUGGCUUUCUUAUCAAAAUUUUGACUCAAAGACCCCUUCCCCCCGAUUUGAUCACAUUUAUGAGAUUGGUUAGGGGUAUUUUUGGAGAAGUUGUUUUUGAUUUGAAGCACAUUGUGAAAUUUUGUAAGGGUCUCUAUGGAGGGUUAAGUCGAUUGGCGGAAACCCUAAAUGUGGAUAGGAUUUCAGGUCAGAGCCAUCAGGCUGGGUCUGAUAGCCUUUUGACAAUGCAUGUGUUUUUUAAGGUCAAGGAAAUUCACUUUAAUGGAUAUCUUGAUUUUCACCUUAAUCGGUUCAAGGGAAUCAUUCACGGACUUGAAUUGCCGAUCGAGUUUCAACCUCAUCCAAUGUUGACGAUGCAUGCUUCACCGCAAUCACCUCAUGUUAGAGGAGCUAUUUAUAAUGGAUUAACUUUUUUAUGGGUUGUCAAAAGGAGCCGCAUAGCAUUUAAUGCGAUUGAAGCUUCCCAAGGAAUAAUGCAGCGCCAGCUCAAACUAGGUAACUGUUCACUUGACAACUGUGCUCUUGACGGUUGUACUCUUGACUGUUACCUGCUCCUUGAAAAUUGUUUUUGA
Messenger RNA from Impatiens glandulifera, 1125 nucleotides. Its product is annotated as probable CCR4-associated factor 1 homolog 11. NCBI's taxonomy places the organism in Eukaryota, Viridiplantae, Streptophyta, Magnoliopsida, Ericales, Balsaminaceae. Gene Ontology annotation, molecular function: poly(A)-specific ribonuclease activity; nucleic acid binding. Gene Ontology annotation, cellular component: P-body; CCR4-NOT core complex; CCR4-NOT complex. The transcript has 3 exons. Bases 1 to 1125 code for a protein of 374 amino acids. The record is from RefSeq and is a predicted model, not a curated record.